CCUCGACAUGGUGGUCAGUGCCACCGGUGGUGGAUAUUGUCGUUGUCUGCUCUGACACUGACCCAUGACUCACUUUCCUCCUGCUGCCUUUUUCCUAUGCAAUCUGACAUUGACUUUCUUCCACCAACAUGAAGACUAUCCUUCGCUUCGCUGACCUAUUCAUCAUCCUGCCCUCCCAUCCUCCCUUUCCCAACCAUGGCUCGCACCGCCCUAUUUGUGAUCGAUAUUCAAGCCGAUCUAGCCCAGGAUCCUCGAACUGAAAUUCCUCACGCCGCUCGAAUCCGAGAUGUUGGGGCCGCCGUUCUUUCAAAGGCACGAAUAGCCAUCGACAAUGAACUUGGUCGCGGCCUAGGUGCCAAUCUUAGCAUAAUCAUCGUCCAACACCACGAAACCCCUGAAAAUGGCUCUUUGGUUAGAGGCAGCAAGCCGUGGGAGUUAGUUUUCAAACCACGUAAUGAAACAGAGAGGAUUGUGGAGAAGACUACCAGGGACACGUUCGAGUCCAACCAGCAACUCGCAGAUCAGCUAAAAGCCGAAGGGAUUGAAGAGAUUGUGGCUUUUGGAAUUCAGAGUGAAUGUUGCGUUCAAUCAACCUGUGAGGGGGCAUUAGCUGCUGGCUUCAAAGUUGUGUUGCUGCAGGGAGCCCAUUCGACUUAUGAUAUGGGAAGUAGGAAGGCAGAGGAGAUUGAGCGGGAGGUUGAAGAGAAGCUCCGCAAAGCAGGUGCGGAAAUUAUUCCAUGGGAUACAUGGCAACCUUGACAUAGACCAAGGAUAGCCGCAGCCGACGUCCGUCCUAGUCAUAGAUAAUGCAUCCUUCCACCACUCCGAACGGACUGCGUAAUUAUAUAUCAAUAUCGGAUUCAAGUUGGUUUACUGUAUCUACCUCCUUAUUCGCUAGAUAUAAACCCGGGCGAAGGAAUUUUUGCCAAGCUCAAGGGCUUCGUUCGAGCUUAGCUAGAGCUACUAUGAAGAUCAUCCAGACUGAGGAUUUGGUUUAUUUUUUGGCUGGUAUUAUCAUGGUUGGAG
Messenger RNA from Penicillium subrubescens, 1026 nucleotides. RefSeq names its product cysteine hydrolase family protein. The coding region runs from base 196 to 759 and encodes 187 amino acids. The record is from RefSeq and is a predicted model, not a curated record. Lineage: Eukaryota; Fungi; Ascomycota; Eurotiomycetes; Eurotiales; Aspergillaceae. The transcript has 2 exons.